CUGUCAGGGCGCCGCGCGGCGGGCGCAGUGCAGGCUCCGGCUCCGCGCCCAGGAGGCUGCCGCUCUGGCUCGCCGCCCCCGCCGCUCCGCACCGGCCCCCGCCGCCGCGCCGCGCCAUGGACCUGCCCCGGGGCCUCCUGGUGGCCUGGGCGCUCAGCCUGUGGCCAGGGUUCACGGACACCUUCAACAUGGACACCAGGAAGCCACGAGUCAUCCCUGGCUCCAAGGCCGCCUUCUUCGGCUACACGGUGCAGCAGCAUGACAUCAGCGGCAAGAAGUGGCUCGUCGUGGGCGCCCCGCUGGAAACCAACGGCCAGCAGAAGACGGGAGACGUGUACAAGUGCCCAGUGUCCCACGGGAACUGCACAAAGCUCAACCUGGGAAGAGUCACCCUAUCGAACGUGUCCGAGCGGAAGGACAACAUGCGUCUUGGUCUGAGCCUAGCCACCAACCCCAAGGACAACAGCUUCUUGGCCUGCAGCCCCCUCUGGUCUCAUGAGUGUGGAAGCUCCUACUACACCACAGGGAUGUGUUCAAGAGUCAACUCCAACUUCAGGUUCUCCAAGACCGUGGCCCCAGCUCUCCAAAGGUGCCAGACCUACAUGGACAUCGUCAUCGUCCUGGACGGCUCCAACAGCAUCUACCCCUGGGUGGAGGUCCAGCACUUCCUCAUCAACAUCCUGAAGAAGUUUUACAUCGGCCCCGGGCAGAUCCAGGUGGGCGUUGUUCAGUACGGAGAAGACGCCGUGCAUGAGUUCCACCUCAAUGACUACAGGUCCGUCAGAGACGUGGUGGAGGCUGCCAGCCACAUUGAGCAGCGGGGAGGAACAGAGACCCGGACGGCAUUUGGCAUAGAAUUUGCUCGUUCAGAAGCUUUCCAGAAGGGAGGACGGAAAGGGGCCAAGAAGGUGAUGAUUGUCAUCACGGAUGGGGAGUCCCACGACAGCCCGGACCUGGAGAAGGUGAUCCAGCAAAGCGAGAGGGACAACGUGACCAGAUACGCUGUGGCCGUCCUGGGCUACUACAACCGCAGGGGGAUCAACCCAGAAACUUUCCUAAAUGAAAUCAAAUACAUCGCCAGCGACCCCGACGACAAGCACUUCUUCAACGUGACGGACGAGGCGGCCCUGAAGGACAUCGUGGACGCCCUGGGGGACAGGAUCUUCAGCUUGGAAGGCACCAACAAGAACGAAACGUCCUUCGGGCUGGAGAUGUCGCAGACCGGCUUCUCCUCUCACGUGGUGGAGGAUGGGGUGCUGCUGGGAGCUGUGGGCGCCUACGACUGGAACGGAGCUGUGCUCAAGGAGACCAGCGGCGGCAAGGUCAUCCCCCUCCGAGAGUCCUACCUGAAGGAGUUCCCCGAGGAGCUCAAGAACCACGGCGCGUAUCUGGGGUACACAGUCACAUCGGUCGUGUCCUCCAGGCAGGGGCGGGUGUACGUGGCGGGAGCCCCCCGGUUCAACCACACCGGCAAAGCCAUCCUGUUCACCAUGCACAACAACCGGAGCCUCACCAUCCACCAGGCCCUGCGGGGCGAGCAGAUAGGCUCUUACUAUGGCAGUGAGAUCACCGCGGUGGACAUCGAUGGCGACGGGGUGACCGACGUCCUGCUGGUGGGCGCCCCCAUGUACUUCAGCGAGGGCCGGGAGCGAGGCCGGGUGUACGUCUACACCCUGAGACAGAGCCGGUUUGUUUACAACGGGACGCUGCAGGAUUCCCACAGCUUCCAGAACGCCCGCUUCGGGGCCUCCAUCGUCGCCGUGCGCGACCUCAAUCAGGAUUCCUACAACGACGUGGCGGUGGGAGCCCCGCUGGAGGACAGCCACGCGGGGGCCGUCUACAUCUUCCACGGCCUCCGCGGCAGCCUCCUGAGGGCGCCCAAGCAGAGAAUCGCUGCCUCGGAGCUGGCUCCCGGCCUCCAGUAUUUCGGCUGCAGCCUCCACGGGCAACUGGACCUCAACGAGGAUGGGCUCGUCGACCUGGCGGUGGGCGCCCUGGGCGGCGCUGUGAUCUUGUGGUCCCGCCCCGUGAUCCAGGUCAAUGCCAGCCUCCGCUUCGAGCCGCCCAAGAUCAACAUCUUCCACCGGGACUGCAAGCGCAGUGGCAGGGACGCCACCUGCCUGGCCGCCUUCCUCUGCCUCACGCCCGUCUUCCUGGCGCCGCACUUCCAGACGGCCACCGUCGGCAUCAGGUACAACGCCACCAUGGAUGAGAGGCGGUACACGCCACGAGCCCACCUGGACGAGGGUGGGGACCGAUACACAAACAGGGCUGUGCUGCUCUCCUCCGGCCGGGAGCACUGCGACCGGAUCAACUUCCACGUCCUGGACACCGCUGACUAUGUGAAGCCAGUGGCCUUCUCAGUGGAGUAUUCCUUGGAGGACCCCGACCACGGCCCCAUGCUGGACGAUGGCUGGCCCACUACCCUCAGAGUCUCGGUUCCCUUCUGGAAUGGCUGCAACGAGGACGAGCACUGUGUCCCUGACCUCCUGCUGGAUGCCUGCAGUGACCUGCCCACGGCCAUGGAGUACUGCCAGAGGGUGCUGAGGAGGCCCGCGCAGGACUGCUCCGCGUACACGCUGUCCUUCGACACCACGGUUUUCAUCAUCGAGAGCACGCGCAGGCGGGUGGCGGUGGAGGCCGUGCUGGAGAACAGGGGCGAGAACGCCUACAGCACCGUCCUCAACAUCUCCCAGUCAGCAAACCUGCAGUUUGCCAGCUUGAUCCAGAGGGAGGACUCCGACGGCAGCAUCGAGUGUGUGAACGAGGAGAGGAGACUCCACAAGAAAGUCUGCAAUGUCAGCUACCCCUUCUUCCGGGCCAAGGCCAAGGUGGCUUUCCGUCUAGAUUUCGAGUUCAGCAAAUCCGUCUUCCUGCACCACCUGGAGGUCCAGCUCGCAGCCGGCAGUGACAGUGACGAGGAGGAGAGCACCAAGGAAGACAACAAGGCCCUCCUGCGCUUCCACCUCAAAUAUGAGGCCGACAUCCUCUUCACCAGGAGCAGCAGCCUGAGCCACUACGAAGUCAAACCCAACAGCUCCCUGGAGAGUUACAAUGGCCUUGGGCCUCCCUUCCACCUCACGUUCAAGAUCCAGAACCUGGGCUUGUUCCCCGUCCACGGGGUGAUGGUGAAGAUCACCGUGCCCGUCGCCACCAGGAGCGGCAGCCGGCUGCUGAUGCUGAGGGACUUCCUCACCGACCAGGUGAACACGUCCUGUAACGUCUGGGGAAACAGCACCGAGUACCGGCAUUCCCCGACGGAGGAAGACCUGAGUCGCACCCCGCAGCUGAAUCACAGCAACUCAGACGUCGUCUCCAUCAACUGCCACGUGAGGCUGGCCCCCAACCAGGAAACCCACUUCCACCUGCUGGGGAACCUGUGGCUGCGCUCCCUAAAGGCACUCAAGUACAAGCUGAUGAAAAUCACGGUCAACGCAGCCUUGCAGAGGCAGUUCCACAGCCCCUUCAUCUUCCGAGAGGAGGACCCCAGCCGCCAGAUCACGUUUGAGAUCUCCAAGCAAGAAGACUGGCAGAUCCCCAUCUGGAUCAUCGUGGGCAGCACCCUGGGGGGCCUCCUGCUGCUGGCCCUGCUGGUCCUGGCCCUGUGGAAGCUCGGCUUCUUUAAAAGCGCCAGGCGCAGGAGGGAGCCCAGCUUGGACCCCACGCCCAAAGCGCUGGAGUGAGGCUCCCGAGGAGGCUGCGAGUGGAUGGGCCAGGGCCAGGCGGUGUGCAGGCCCAGGCCGGUGGCCCCGUGGAGCUGGGGCAGAGGAUGCCAGCUCGCUCUGCACUUGACCUCAUCUGAGAAACCAAGCCUGCGCCCUCUGAAGGGAACUCAAGCCGGUUUUAAGAGGGACUGCCCUGCUGGGAGACCGAGACACCUCCAACAGAGAUCCCUAGAACAGAAAGGGGCCUCCCCCAGGCUCUGGGGGGUUGGCUACCCUCACCAGUAAGGUGCUAGGGAUUCCUAAACCUCCUCCUCAGAAACCCAGAGAGGAAGACUGCAAAUGCAGACCCACUCUGUGCACUCCAGACCACUACUUCCUAUAGGGCCCAGUGGGACAGCAGAUCUGAACUUUGUACUAUCCUCCACCCCCAUGCUGCCAACAGCUCCUGAGUCACGCCUACCCCUUCCCCAGGCAGGAGAUGGGUCCCCGAGCUUCCCCUGAACAGCAGGGGCUCAAUGAUGACAGAGGAGGGCCAGGGGUGAAGACUCUGGGACACGGAGACUGUGACGGACAGGCAGCUGGAACCCAGAAACCAGGCACCCACACAGAGAUGGGGAGCACCCCCAUACGUUCACAGACCGCCACACACUCCCCCACGGUGCUUGUGACCCUCAUCCCAUGCCCCCCCGCUUCCCCGCCGCUUUUGUUCCCAGAAGGUACAUCCAGAGCAUGUGGGUGACACAGUCCCCUGUAACCCCCUAUAGCUCCGCGCUCCCACAGCGUCUUCCUGGGGCAAGCCGGGCACAGGGAAAGGGUGGGAGCCUCCCCUCCCUGUAUCCCCCGUCCCUUCGCACACACAGCCUUCCAGCCCUCCCUUCCACCUACUGUGCACAGAAAGGGGUUCUCUCUGGAAUGCACUGAAUGAGGCCGGUCCAGGGACCCCGCGGUGGAAAUAUCUGACCCGCCGCCCACAGGACAUGUGGUACCACCCAUGCCGGCGCCGCGAGGACCAGAGGCACACCUGGUGCCCAAGCCGAGUAAUUUAUGCCUUAGCCUUGUUUUGAGGUAGAAACGAAAGGGGGAUACAUCCAAGGCAUCUGUCCCCGCCACAUAGUACGACCUUUACUGUCGUAACUAUUUUUUAAAAAUAAAAGGUAGUGU
Messenger RNA from Pipistrellus kuhlii (Kuhl's pipistrelle), 4826 nucleotides. RefSeq names its product integrin subunit alpha 11 (gene ITGA11). Gene Ontology annotation, cellular component: external side of plasma membrane; integrin complex. The record is from RefSeq and is a predicted model, not a curated record. Gene Ontology annotation, biological process: cell-cell adhesion; cell adhesion mediated by integrin; integrin-mediated signaling pathway. Bases 117 to 3683 code for a protein of 1188 amino acids. NCBI's taxonomy places the organism in Eukaryota, Metazoa, Chordata, Mammalia, Chiroptera, Vespertilionidae. Gene Ontology annotation, molecular function: integrin binding. The transcript has 30 exons.